UCCGGGCCCACCGCCAGUCCAGCAUGGACAACGAGUCAACUGCUAGGCCUGCGGCCGGGCCCACACAGGAUCUGCUCCGCGUGUCACUUGGGGUCGGUCAACUCGCCUGAGCUGAAGCUUCCUGCGCCGCGCCACCAGAUCUCGCCGCCGCGUCACCGUCCAUGCCGCCGCGGCGCUCGCGCCACUUCCUACGAGUCCUCUUCCUCCUCCUUGUUUCUCUUGCAGGCGCGGGCGUGGCCCACGGUGGCGCGGUGGAGGAUGCCGCCUGCGCCGCGGCGAACCGCACCGACGCGGCGACGCUCCGGCCGGACCGCCUCACGAUGCUCCUGAGCGGCUACUCGGAGCGUCGCCUCCCGCUGCUCCGCGCCAUCGCGGGGGCCUACGCCGCGCACCCGCUGGUCCUCUCCGUGGUCGUGCUCUGGUGCAACCCCUCCACGCCGGGCCGCGUCCUCCUCCGUGGCGGCGGGUUCCCGCCCCGCGUCACGGUCCGCCGCGCCGUCUCCGCCUCCCUCAACUCCCGCUUCCUCCCGCGCCCCUCCGACAUCCGCACCGCGGCCGUCGCCGUGGCCGACGACGACGUGCUGCCCGACGCUGCGGCCCUCUCCUUCGCGUUCGCCGCCUGGCAGCAGCAGCAGCAGCAGCCAGCGGCGGCGGCCGGCCCCCUCGUCGGCUUCUUCCCGCGGUCGCACCACCUCGACCUCGCCCGCGGGAGGUGGGCGUACACGGCGGCGCAGCCGGGGCGGUACUCCAUGGUGCUCACCAAGUUCAUGGUCCUCGGGGCCGACCUCCUCUACAGGUACUCGUGCUCGCCGGAGCUCGCGGCGGCGCGCGCCGUGGUGGACCGCGAGCGCAACUGCGAGGACAUCCUCAUGAACUUCGUCGCCGCCGAGGAGUCCGGCGCGGGGCCCGUGCUCGUGGAGGCCGGCGGCAUCCGGGACUGGGGCGACCCGAGGAACGACGUGAACGUCGGUGGCGCGGGCGAGGACGGCGGCGGGAUGAAGGAUGUCGGGCUGAGCGCCACAGGCGGGUUGGGGCACUGGGAGAAGAGAGGGGCGUGCAUCACCGAGUUCCACCGCCUGCUGGGGAGAAUGCCGCUGCGUUACAGCUACGGGAAGUUGGUGGAGGCCGCCGCCGGCGAGCAGGGGCUCUGCAGCAAAGGCGGACGCCUCGUCCGGUGCGACCAGCAGGAGUAGCUGAAGGUCUGUGAUUUUCUUCGCGGUGGUGUCAAGUUCAAAUCCAUGUGGCCGUUGAAUCAGAUUGCUGAAAGGUGGUUGAAGAGUUGAAGAACAGUGGCUGUGACAGAUUGGAAAUCAGCUUCAUCAUCCCUGCUGAUAAAUCCAUGAAGGAAGAUGGCGCUUGUAAUCCCUGCUGACAUAACCGAUAGCUUGUUUUCCUGUCAAUUUGGCGUGUGGUGUAUGUAGUUAGCACCGUAUUCGAUUCAGUUCUUGCUCUAAAUUUUGGUUGUUAACAAGAUUGCUCAUUGUCAGUGCUUCUUGUUAGCUCUUCUGCAGAACUACAAACAAAGUUCAGGUACUGCAAUGCUUUGCAAUUUCGCCUGCAUGUACUGAAUGUUUGCUGCAAACUUGGUGAUGGACUGAAAGUUGGAAGCAUGCUUUGCUUA
Molecule: messenger RNA, 1621 nt
Organism: Panicum virgatum (switchgrass)
Lineage: Eukaryota; Viridiplantae; Streptophyta; Magnoliopsida; Poales; Poaceae
Product: glycosyltransferase family protein 64 C3-like
Exons: 1
Coding region: 162-1193 (343 amino acids)
Cellular component (GO): membrane
Molecular function (GO): glycosyltransferase activity
Source: RefSeq, a predicted model, not a curated record